AAUAAAAAGGUAAGUUGUUUAGUUUACAAUUCAGUACAAAUACAAAUAUUACAAAACUACAGCAAAUCUUUCACGUAAAUAUAAAAAUUUAAAUCCAUACCUUGGUUCUAACUUCUUCAGUAGGCCUUUUACAGUAGCCCACUAAAUACUAUUGGCUACUGUUGGGUAUUUCGUUUAAACACACACACACACAAAGUUUUUAGUAGAGAGUUCGUUUUAUAAUUGAACGCUAUUUAAAUAUAAAAUCAAGAGCACAAUAGGUUAUCAGGAAAGUCAUUUCCUACCUUUGUGUCUGACUCACUUAUCCAUAAUUUCUACAGAGGAAUUCGAUCUGGAUGUACUGACGAUAAGAGGAUAUUUGCAUAUUUGGGGAGAAUUUGCCGCUCAAAUGUAGCAGUGUCCUGAAAAACGUUGGCCUGUCACAUUUGACGCUACUGAACUUUCCUCUCCGGAACAGUAGAUGUCGCUAAAUUUUGUUGAAACAACUCUUAAACCAACGAGGAAGAACAUAAAUGAACACCAUCGAUGAAGCUAUUUUUCUGAAACUUGUGGAUAUUUUCAUUUAGCGGCAUACCAUUUACAAUUUAUUUAUAGUAGAUAUUAAACUCUAUUUGAUUCAGUGUCAUAUAGACCUUAAAUGCAGGAUAAGUUUGAAGUUUUUGGACACUCGUGAUGUUGCUGACAGCAGAGGUAGCCUAAACAUAUGCACGUUUCGGCUACAGUGUAAAGUUAGUGAUUGGAUAGGUAGCCUUACUGAUACAAAGUGCCAUUUCAAGUUGACCAAACUAUGAAGUAGGCCUUGAACCAUCUAGUAAGUUAGUGCAUUCAUUUCGAGAUAAGUGUAUAUAUUUAAGUUUAAAGUUACAAUUACUAAUUGCUCGCAUAGUAGGACAGAUAUGUCCGAAGGCGUCACACAUAUUCACUUGACAGACGGCAGCGAGAGUGUGGAUAAAGUUGAUGAUGGAGAUUGUGUGACGUCCACAGUGGACGUCGCCUGUAUAUCAGAUGAGAAUCCCCUUUUAGCCGGAAUAAGCAUGUGUGGAUCCACGCCUCUUCUGUGGCGUGUUGCCGAUCUUAAGAUGGCCCGACAGGCAGGGGUUAUCGGAUCUUUGGUGGGCUCGCUAUCCCGACAGCCACGACAGAACACGAGGCUGGGUCGACCGCUGGAACUUCUUGACGAGGAGGCACGUCUGCUAGCUGAAGACGGGAAAGUGAUGGUCUUGCCAACAAGAGAUGAAGAGAAAGAAGAGGACUACUCGGAACGAGUUGAGCAUUACCGACAGGACCUUGAGCAAUGUCAUAAAGUGCAGAGCGCCCUCGCUCUUCAGGACAAGAAAGGGGCUCUACAGAGGGUCAUGACUGACACAAAGAACGAGGGCUCGGUUCGGGAUCGUCUGGAGGCUCUGGAUCGGGACUUCUCUCUUCCUGUCUCUGCCAUUACUGUCCAGCUGUGCACUGCCCGGGCGGGACUCAGUUACCACAGUGACGAGAAAGACUUCCUGUCCGCCAGCUGGCCAGUGCAGCAGGAUGAGCAAGCACAGACGAGAUUCCUUGUGUACCGGGACCUGCGUAGGAGAGGGUUCUGCCUGACCUCUGCUGGGAAAUUUGGUGGAGACUACCUGGUCUACCCUGGUGACCCCCUCUGCUUUCACGCUCACUUCAUCGCCCUCUGCGUUGCUAUGAACACAACCACUCCCAUCUGUGACAUCCUGGCAAUGGCCCGACUCGGCUCAAACGUGAAGAAGACGGUAGUGCUUUGCUCACCCGGUGUCACACGAGAGAAAUUGAACAAGGAAGAGGAGGAGGAGAGAGAAGUAAAAGAACGAGAAGAUGAGGUGGUGUAUACAUCCCUGCAGUGGAGUGGCAUGGUCUGAGAGCUCUGUUGACGGGUCACAGAACCCUUGUGGUCACCAUAGUCCGAUUCUGCUGGGCCUGUAGUCUGGUUGGGACCUGUGUUUCCACGUCUCCCUCUCAAGCCAUUGGAAAGGAACUGGAUGUUGUUGUUCAUCUAGGUCCGCAGAUAGACAUUUUGGUGAACCAUCCCUUUGGCGCAGUAAUUUGAUUUAGUCAAAUUUUGAUGUAUGGGGUCCUGAUCUACAAUGAUCUUCACCGGAAUACAUUCAUAACAAAUGUAUCCACAAACAAUGAUGUUAGUUCACACUACAUCCAACAAAAGACCAUGUAUGACUCUGUCAUGUGGAGGACCAGUUAGACAUGUUCACAUUGCUAAGAAGUGCCCAUAUCUCCAACCACCUACCAUACUGUCUCACAUACGUACAACUACAAUAUAAUAAAAGACAUAGAAUUGUCCAAGUUA
Messenger RNA from Clupea harengus (Atlantic herring), 2317 nucleotides. It is a transcript of the gene tsen34, whose product is annotated as TSEN34 tRNA splicing endonuclease subunit. Gene Ontology annotation, molecular function: tRNA-intron lyase activity; nucleic acid binding. Lineage: Eukaryota; Metazoa; Chordata; Actinopteri; Clupeiformes; Clupeidae. Gene Ontology annotation, biological process: tRNA-type intron splice site recognition and cleavage; tRNA splicing, via endonucleolytic cleavage and ligation. Gene Ontology annotation, cellular component: tRNA-intron endonuclease complex. The record is from RefSeq and is a predicted model, not a curated record.